AUGAGCGUUGUUCCCAUGAGGAGAGUCCUGAAUGACAACGUGGGCUCCGGAGAGGAUGUGAAUAUGAGCUCUGGGAUAGAGAAGGUGAUCAGCAAGGAGCCUUUCUCCUCCCUGCUCCCUCGACUGCAUUCAUCUUCUCACUCUACAGCCUAUCAUCUAUCUGAUCAGGUUUACCUACAGGCUGCAGAUAUUUUCCAGCAGCUGUGUAGAGACAAGCCAGCCAGCCAACAUCAGCGUCUACAUUAUGGAAAAAAGACGGAAACAUCGCUGCUCAAGAGCAGGGACAAAACCAUGGAGAAGCAUGUGUUCCAGCUCGCCUUUAACACACUUAAAUAUCAAGAUUUACUCGAGGACAUCAUCUCCGACAGCUGCUUCCAUACUUCGCAGCAUAUUUCUGACGACUUGCUGCCUUUGGCGAUGGUGAUGCUGUUCGACUUUCAGGACAAAAAGUUUUCUCCGUGUGAACGUCCAACGAUAGGAGGGCAAGAACCAAUCCAGGAAGUCAGGAACCUGGAGAAAAGUCUGCACAGGUGUAAGACCAAGCUGGCUGCCUCUCUAGCUCGCUGCAGAGUGAAGCAGAAUCUGCAGAGUGUCUCCUGCUUCCUGUCCGACAGUGUCAGGACCAAACAGCACCGAGCAAGAGGUCUGCCACUGUGCGCAUGGAUCGAUACUCUCAAGAUCAGUCUUGACGAGAUGUGUGAAGCGUUACAAAGCGCCGGUUUGUGUCAAGCAGAGAACGUGACUGAACUCAAGGAGUUCACGUUCUGUAGGGACCCCCUCUGUCCGGACACACUCAUCUUCUCGCAGCAUCUUCAAGCUUGGCUCCAGCACAGCAGCCUCACCACCACACGUGUGCUGAACAUACAGGACAGGAGCGUGUGCGUGGCAGCGAGUGUGUUACGCCCCCUGCUGUUUGAUAAAAACGACGUCCUGCUGGCGGGGGCCUUCUCGGCCAUGACCGUGGCACACGUGGCUGUUGUGGCUGCUGCCCGCUCGGUCCGAGUGCUGGUGUGUGGAGCUGAUCACAACCCCUCACACAAAGAGGAGAUCCAGGAACUGCUCACACAGAUGGACUUAAAAAACGUUCGUGUCCUGUCACAAGCGUUUUACGGUCUGGAUGACGGAGAUGCCACCGUCCAGCGAGUAAAGGCCAUCAUGGUGCUGCCUCAGUGCUCGUCUUCUGCCCUCAACGACCCGGUGCCCGCUAUCCACAGUGAACAUGGAGACUGGGGUCUGCUGCCAGAUUUGUCCCAUGGUUCUGUUUCCAAGAGAAAAAUAAACUCUCUGACCACCCAGCAGGCAAAACUGCUGGCACACGCUCUCACCUUCCCAAAGGUUCAGACUGUGGUCUACUGCACACGCUCAGUGUAUCCCGAGGAAAACGAACAGCUGGUGAAGAGAGUGUUAGAGAAAACACACACUCACCCCAAACUGCUGCCCUACAGGGUGAAUGGUCCAAUUUUCCCAGACGACUCCUCGCCAGGAGGCGAAGCGGACUCACACAAGUUUUUCAGGCUCGAACCAUCGAAGGUCACCAAUGGCUGCUUCGUUGCCAGACUGUCCCGACAGGCAGAUCCUACUAAGGUGGAAACAGUCCAAGAUGUGCUGGCAAGGGCGGCGGCAAAGGGCCUUCUGGGCGGAAUGAUUCCCGAACAAUCAAAUGCUGCUAAAAAGGGGAAAAGCAAGAAGAAUCGAGCAGCAUCAGCUAGCAGCAAACCUUCAUCCUCCUCCAGCCUUGAGAGGGAGACUGGAGGGGAGCUGCCAAAUGGACGAGAUCCAUUCACACCUUCAGGAGAUGAAGAGGAGAAAGGCGAGGGAGAUGGUGGUGAAGAUGAGGAGGAGGAAAAAGUGGGCGAGACAGAGAAAGAGGGGGAAAAUAAGAGGAGGGGGCAUAAAGGGCGUAAGCGAAAAGGCCAUCCAAAGCAAAGCAAGAAGACUACUGUCUCCACGCAUGAACCUAAAGGCCACAAGAAGAAACAGACAAAGAAAAAAGUCAACCAAUCACAUCACAAGAGGCGUCGGACGAAAAGCAAACCGAGACGAAUACCUCGCCUUACACUAGCUUUAAUGUCCUCUGCAAAACCCUCCAACCACUUGUCUCCAAUCACAGCUCUGGCACAGAGGAUGAGCAUCAAUCCAGCAUAUAAAUCACAGCAGACAUUACUCAGCACGCCUUCCCCCUCUGGAAAGCAUCCUUCAACCGCUCUUCCUGCCAUACCCGCUCCCCACACAGCCUCCACGGGACUAAACACACAGCCUGAAAGAGCACAGGAAACAUCGAAGGACGCCGCUAAACCAGCAAAAGAGGCUGUCAGAGCUGACAAUGUGGGGCUGCCACCAAUCUCCUCCACCUCUCUGCGCAGCAGGAGUGGCAGUUCUGGCUACAGGCCUCCGUCUGGGACCUCCAACUCCCAGCAAGGCAACAUGUCUACAUCUUCAACCUCAAUCUCUCUGCCUGAUGUAUAA
Pelmatolapia mariae (spotted tilapia) is the source of this 2466-nucleotide messenger RNA. RefSeq names its product putative methyltransferase NSUN7. Bases 1 to 2466 code for a protein of 821 amino acids. The record is from RefSeq and is a predicted model, not a curated record. The transcript has 13 exons. Lineage: Eukaryota; Metazoa; Chordata; Actinopteri; Cichliformes; Cichlidae. Gene Ontology annotation, molecular function: methyltransferase activity.